GCCGAAGCUCCGCCUCCUCCGCGCGGGGCGGGGCCACGGCGGCCGCGCACACGUGGGAAGCGAUUGCGCUUGCGCAGAGCGGGGCCGGUACGGAGAGCGAAACCGGGAGCGGGACCGGGAGCACGAGGGGACACCGGGACUGGGCGAGCCGGGGUCGCCAUGGCGGGCCGGGGCCGCGGCCGGGGCCGGGGGCAGAUGACGUUUAACGUGGAGGCCGUGGGCAUCGGCAAGGGGGACGCGCUGCCGCCGCCCACCCUGCAGCCAGCGCCGCUCUUCCCGGCUCUGGAGCGCCGCGCGGCGCCGCUGCCCGGCGGCGAGGAGGGCGAGUACAUGCUGGCCCUGAAGCAGGAGCUGCGCCGGGCCAUGAAGGGGCUCCCGUACUUCGUCAAACCGGGGGCGCCCCGCAGAGACAUCGAGCGCUACUCGGACAAGUACCAGCUCUCCAGCCCCGUGGACAACGCCAUCGACUGGAACCCAGACUGGCGGCGGCUCCCGCGGGAGCUGAAGAUCCGCGUGCGGCGGCUGCGCAAGGCCCGGACCCCCGGGCCUGUCCCCAAGCAGCAGGUGGCACUGGACAAGGAGGAGGCCAUUAAGAAGCUGGAGAGCCUGGAGAAGAAGGAGGAGGAGGUGACAUCCGAGGAGGAGGAGGAGAAGGAGGAGGAAGAAGAGGGAAAGGAGGAGGAGGAGGAGGAGUACGACGAGGAGGAGCACGAGGAGGAGACCGACUACGUGCUGUCCUACUUCGACAACGGCGAGAGCUUCGGGCCCGACAGCGACGACAACGGCGACGAGGCCGUGUACUGACCCCAGAAGGGGCGUUGAACCCCAAGAAAUGGGUACUGACCCCAAAAGGGGCAUUGAACCCCAAAAACGGGCACUGAUCCCAAAAAUGGGCACCCCAAAAGGGGUACUGACCCCAAAAGAGGCAUUGAACCCCAAAAAAUGGGCGCUGAUCCCAAAAAUGAGCGCCCCAAAAGGGGUACUGACCCCAAAAGGGGCAUUGACCCUAAAAUGGGCGCCCCAAAAUGGGUACUGACCCCAAAAAUGGGCACCCCGACAGGGGGCACACCCCAUUGGGGUCCCUGUACCCCCCUUGGGGACAUUGGGGUCCCCCUGGGGCCAGUGGGGUGACAUUGGGGUCCCUAUUCCUCCCUUGGAGACAUUGUGGGGACAUUGGUGUCCCCUUGAGGACAUUGGGGUGACAUUGAGGUCUCUGUCCUCUCGUAGGGGACAUUGGGGUCCCCUUGGGGACACUGAGGUGACAUUGGGGUCCCCUUGGGGACACUGGGGUGACAUUGGGGUCCCUGUUAUCCCUUGGGGACAUUGGGGUGACAUUGGGGUCCCUGUUAUCCCUUGGGGACACUGGGGUGACAUUGGGGUCCCCUUGGGGACAUUGUGGUGACAUUGGGGUCCCUGUUCACCCCUUGGGGUCCCCCUUGUCCUGUCAUUCCCUUUGUCACCACCAGGUGGCGCCGGCGCUCCAGGCCCGGGGUGGGGGGGGGCCGGGACCCCCUCAAAUUUUGGGGCUUUUUUGGGUGAAUUUAAAAAUAUUUUUGGUAUUUCUGGCUCAGUUUUUGGUGUUUUAUAGCAC
Molecule: messenger RNA, 1591 nt
Organism: Melospiza melodia melodia
Lineage: Eukaryota; Metazoa; Chordata; Aves; Passeriformes; Passerellidae
Product: DNA-directed RNA polymerase III subunit RPC7-like
Exons: 8
Coding region: 160-804 (214 amino acids)
Biological process (GO): transcription by RNA polymerase III
Cellular component (GO): RNA polymerase III complex
Source: RefSeq, a predicted model, not a curated record